Messenger RNA from Drosophila eugracilis, 1227 nucleotides. Its product is annotated as probable deoxyhypusine synthase. The transcript has 2 exons. The record is from RefSeq and is a predicted model, not a curated record. Lineage: Eukaryota; Metazoa; Arthropoda; Insecta; Diptera; Drosophilidae. Gene Ontology annotation, molecular function: deoxyhypusine synthase activity. Gene Ontology annotation, biological process: peptidyl-hypusine biosynthetic process. The coding region runs from base 81 to 1187 and encodes 368 amino acids. Gene Ontology annotation, cellular component: cytoplasm.
UCUAAUGGAAACCAGGGCGGCCAUAAUCAGCACAUGUUGAUUUCCCUUCGAGUUUAUUUUGAAUUUAAAGAAUUGAAAUCAUGUCGACGGAGCCAGCAGUGGCGAAGGAUGCAGUUUUGAAGCGCAGCGAGGCUUUAGCGGGGGACACACCCCAAGUUUACGGCUACGACUUUAACGAGGGUGUUAACUAUAGUAAGCUCUUUGAAUCUUAUGUGAAUACCGGAUUUCAGGCAACGAAUCUCGGUCUGGCCAUUCGGGAAAUUAACAGAAUGCUGGAUUGCAGGGACCAGCCACUCGAGGCGGAUCAACUAGACAGUCAUGAAACAGACGACUUCAUCCGUCGAAGAAGCAAAUGCACCGUGUUCCUGGGAUACACAUCAAAUCUCGUUUCAUCUGGCAUGCGAGAGACCAUUCGCUUCCUGGCUGAGCAUCGAAUGAUCGACUGCAUUGUAACCACAGCGGGAGGUGUGGAGGAAGAUUUCAUCAAAUGCCUGGCGCCUACUUUUAUGGGUUCCUUUGAGCUAAGCGGGAGGGAUCUACGAGAUCGGGGAAUUAACAGGAUUGGCAACCUGCUUGUACCCAACGACAACUAUUGCAAGUUCGAGGACUGGGUGAUGCCACUGCUGGAUGAAAUGCUUGAAGAGCAAAAAUCCCAGGGAAUUGUCUGGUCGCCUUCAAAGAUUAUUAAUCGUUUGGGCGAGCGCAUUGGUGAUCCCAGUUCCAUAUACUACUGGGCAGCCAAGAAUCAAAUACCCGUCUUUUGUCCAGCUCUGACGGAUGGCAGUUUGGGCGACAUGAUGUACUUUCACUCCUUCCGGCAACCUGGUCUCGUGGUGGAUAUACUGUCCGAUCUGCGAAGGUUGAACACCAUGGCAGUUAAAGCCGUUAACAGCGGGAUGAUUAUCGUGGGUGGCGGCGUCAUUAAGCAUCACAUCUGCAAUGCAAAUCUGAUGCGGAAUGGCGCGGAUUACUCAGUCUUUAUCAACACCGCUUCAGAGUUUGAUGGUAGCGAUAGUGGCGCCAGGCCUGAUGAGGCAAUAUCCUGGGGAAAGAUCAGGAAGGACGCCACACCCGUUAAAGUCUAUGCCGAGGCCAGUUUGGUCUUUCCAUUGAUUGUGGGAGAAACCUUUGCCAAACGACACCAUUCCGGCGGCAAAGAGUUGCCCCAAGAGACUAACCAAGUGUAAAUAUAUAUAGAGAAAACAAGGACAACGCAAUCAACGCAAA